GUGCCCCAAUACUGUCCGCACUGUUGCACACCCUCCACUCUCGCUUCAGUUCAUUUACAGCUGCUCUCCCGACCGGCCUCACCAGACUGCUCGCAUGGCGACCCUUGAUCCACUGGACGGCCAAUUGCCUGAAGAGGUUGCCCGAGUCGCUGUUGAGGACACUGAUCCUAGUGUCCCUUCAGAAAAGAUUGAAAAAUAUCCUAUUCAAGCUACAGAUUGCAGUGUUUCCAUUAAAGGUUCUUCAGAUCUCCCGGUACAAGAUACAGCAACAGUUAACCUGGAGCGUUUAAUUGCACAGCCUUGGACGACAAGACGGCCAGGAGAUAACGAGAGUCAACACAUUGAAGGAAAUUGUUUAUCAGAAGAAGCAGUUUCUUAAACCUAUUCUCCACUUCUCAUUUGCAGAUGCGAAAAAAACAUUAAUUCAUGCGCAUAUUGUUUAGAAACCACAUGCAGAAAGUCAUUGUUAACUUCAACAUGCAUCACUCCAUCUCCUUGCAUUGGUGACAUGAUGAACGAUGAAGAUCUGUUGUACACACUGAGGUUAAAGCUGGAUCCACUGCACCCAACCAUCAAAAACUGGAGGAACUUUGCCAGCAAAUGGGGCAUGACCUAUGACGAACUCUGCUUUUUGGAACAGAAACAGCAAAGUCCAACCUUAGAGUUUUUGCUGAAGAACAGUGACCGAACUGUAGCACAGCUAAUUGACCUGUGCAAGUUUUACAAAAGGGUGGAUAUUCUGAAAGUGCUGGAAGCGUGGGUAGAGAAAGAGUGGCCUAAACAGUGGCAUUCAAAAUAAACAAAGUUAAAAGAAGUUCAGAAUGUAUAUUCAUAAUUUCCUGUUGUAAUCAUUUUACUUCGGGAAAGAUCCAUUUUUUCUUCUGUCAUUUUGUGUCAAACACUUAGAGAUCGAGCUUAGAUGUCUUGGUGUUUACUCUUUACUGUCCAGUGCUAAACAUUUAAAGGAAAUAUAUAAAGUAAUAGGAAGCAAUAGGAAAGCUGAAAGAAUUGUGAUAACUUGUGUGUCUAUUUAUUCCUCUGCCUUUCUAUUCUAUGCCUGUUAAAAAAUGUAGCUCAUUUUAAAUUGGAAACAUCAGGACAAUCCAAACC
Leucoraja erinaceus (little skate) is the source of this 1110-nucleotide messenger RNA. RefSeq names its product EDAR-associated death domain (gene edaradd). The transcript is spliced from 6 exons. NCBI's taxonomy places the organism in Eukaryota, Metazoa, Chordata, Chondrichthyes, Rajiformes, Rajidae. Gene Ontology annotation, biological process: signal transduction. Gene Ontology annotation, molecular function: protein binding. The record is from RefSeq and is a predicted model, not a curated record.